Molecule: messenger RNA, 1830 nt
Organism: Trichomycterus rosablanca
Lineage: Eukaryota; Metazoa; Chordata; Actinopteri; Siluriformes; Trichomycteridae
Gene: cnga4
Product: cyclic nucleotide gated channel subunit alpha 4
Exons: 7
Coding region: 1-1830 (609 amino acids)
Biological process (GO): monoatomic cation transmembrane transport
Cellular component (GO): intracellular cyclic nucleotide activated cation channel complex; plasma membrane
Molecular function (GO): cGMP binding; intracellularly cGMP-activated cation channel activity; protein-containing complex binding
Source: RefSeq, a predicted model, not a curated record
AUGAAUCGCUGGACUCAGCUUCUUAACCGGCAUCUUGCACAGAAAGACAGUGAAGUUAAAGAGACCAAAGGAGAGGGACAAAAUGUAGGCAAAGAGAAGAUGAAACUGAACUGGAAGGAAUGGGUGAUUGACCCAUCUGAAGAGUUUUACUAUGCCUGGUUGCAGGUUAUGAUCUUUCCCAUCGUCUACAACUGGGUUGUUAUUAUCCUCAGGGCCUGUUUUUAUCAAGUUCAGCAGGAUUUUCCGGAAGUUUGGUUCCCGCUGGACUAUAUCUCUGACCUGCUCUAUCUAGCUGACAUGAUAGUCAGUGUACAUACUGGGUUUCUGGAGCAAGGCAUCUUGGUGCGAGAAAAGUCCAGGCUAAAAAUGCGAUACCUGAAAUCUUCCCGCUUUCUGUGGGAUGUGGUGUCCCUGCUACCCACUGAUCUGCUCUACCUCCUGUUGGGCAGUGAUACUUCUUUGUUGCGGGUCAAUCGUUUUUUCCGCUCACCUCGCCUCUCUGAGGCCUUGGACCGCAUGGAGACACGCGCUUCCUACCCGAACAUAUUCCGUAUCUCCAAACUGAUGAUCCUCAUUUUUAUCCUCAUUCACUGGAACGCAUGCAUCUACUUCAGUCUCUCAAGUUACAUUGGCUUUGGCUCUGAUGACUGGGUCUACCCUAACAUCUCAGAACCUGGAUUCUCUUUCACACGCCGCCAGUACUUCUACUCUUUCUGGUUUUCCACUCUUAUCCUCACCACAGUUGGAGACACUCCUAAUCCAAGUUGUGAAGAGGAAUAUCUCUUCAUGAUUGCUGACCUGUUGAUUGCAGUGUUGGUGUUUGCCUCUGUGGUGGGGAGUGUAGGAAGUGUGAUAAUGAACUUGCGUGACCGGGACAAUGUCUUCUUCCCCAAUCAUGAGCUGGUAAAAAGUUACCUGCGCAGUCGGCGAAUUAGCAAAGCGCUACAGAACCGCGUUAACAACUGGUACCAGCAUCUGCACAUCAACAAAAAGAUUACUCGAGAGAAUGAAAUUCUCCAGCAGCUACCAGUCACUCUGCAGACGGCCAUUGCUGUCAGUGUGCACCUGCCAACGCUCUCUAAGGUCACCAUCUUCCAGAACUGUGAGAGCAGCCUACUAGAGGAGCUGGUGCUAAAGCUCACACCACAGGUCUACAGCCCUGGAGAGUAUGUGUGUAGGAAAGGAGAUGUGGGGCAUGAGAUGUAUAUUAUUAAAGAGGGAAAGUUGGCUGUGGUAGCUGAUGAUGGGGUCACUCAGUUUGCUGUGCUGGGUGAUGGCAACUUUUUUGGUGAAAUCAGCAUCCUAAACAUUAAAGGCAACAAAUCAGGCAACAGACGCACAGCCAACAUCCGAAGCAUUGGUCACUCUGACCUUUUCAGCUUGUCCAAGGAGGACCUGACAGACACUCUGUCUGAGUUCCCAGCUGCCAAGCGUCUUCUGGAGGAAAAGGGGUGCCAGAUCCUCACCAAGAUGGGCAUGCUAGAAAAUCCAAGUGAUGGGGAAGAAGAGACGGAAAAGACAGAGGACAAGAUGGUGCGCAUCGAAGCCAGUCUCGAAACUCUACAGACCAAGUUGGCUCGUUUGAUGGCCGAACUGGAGUCCAGUGUCCGCAAAAUGGUGUGGCGUGUUGAGCAUCUGGAGCUGCAGACUGAGGGCUGGGAGGGCAUCGUGGCCGAUGGAGCCGGGUGUGAGACAGAGGAUGAGGCAGAGAGAGAGAGGGAGGUUGGGGAUGGUAAGAAAGAGAAGGAAGAGGUACCACAGGGAGAGAGGGGUGAAGGAGAUGGAGGGGAGGAGGAUAAAGUGGGGAAAGAGAUAAAAGAAAAAGAGUGA